UUUGGAGAGAAACUAGUUUUGUAUUCUAAUAAGAUGGAAAGAAAACUUUUAAUUAUUUGCUUGAUUGUUUGCCUUUCGCUUCAUACUUUUUCACUAGAUUGGCCAGGAAGUAACUUGAUAUCAAUUUUGGAAGAAAUUGCAAAGAGAGAGGAAUUGGAAAAUAUGCUUCGAGAUGAGUUGUUCGAAAAACGUGAAAAUUGUUAUCAAGCCUGCAAACAUCAUAAAGGAAGAGCCUUUUUUGGAUGCAUGAAAGAUUGCAGCGAUUCUAACGCUGCUGCACAAAGUUUAGAAGACGACAGUACCUAAGAAAGAACUUAAUAAAAUUGCAUGAGAUCUUAUAAAUAAAUUAGCGUUUGCCAUCAGCAACAAA
Messenger RNA from Dimorphilus gyrociliatus, 370 nucleotides. The record is from the annotation of a GenBank genome assembly. Lineage: Eukaryota; Metazoa; Annelida; Polychaeta; Dinophilidae.